Messenger RNA from Cuscuta epithymum, 4238 nucleotides. Lineage: Eukaryota; Viridiplantae; Streptophyta; Magnoliopsida; Solanales; Convolvulaceae. The record is from the annotation of a GenBank genome assembly.
CACGGAUGAUUUAGCGUGUAUGAUUUGGCCUCGACCGGAGUAAACAAAAGAGCGAAAUCCCCAAAUUGCUGCGUUCUUCGUCUGGUCUUCUUCUUUCCCGCUGGACCCUGCAACAGCUGUAUCUGGAAGCCCGAUUCCUUCUUGUCAAUCCCUUUUCCGUUGCACCAUUUCCAUGGGCUGAACCGUGACAUCGUAACCGGCUGGAGAACGUAAUUUGAAACUGAUAUAAUGUACAGAGGUUCCGGAAAGCAUGGCCGCGGUGGCGGCAGAGGCCGUGGCAAGCGCAACAUCCCCUCAUCAUUUCACGCGCCACCUAUCCUGAGCUCUUCUGUCGUACCAGGAGGCCGCCUAUCAGUUGGAAGUGGAGCUACUCCUAGCUGCCGCGGCACUUCUUCUGCCCCCAAUUCCUCUGCUGCUUCCAAUGAGACAGAGGAAAAUUUCAGCCUUGUUGCGGGAAAUGCUUUGAACUUCUCAAUGAUAAUCCGGCUGGUACCUGGCCUAGUGGAGGAGAUCAAGCGAGUGGAGGCUGAAGGGGGUGUGGCGCAGAUCAAAUUUGAUGCAAAUGCUACUAAUUCUAAUGGAAACGUUAUUAAGGUGGGCAGUAAAGACUUCAGAUUCACAUGGUCACGAGAUGGGGGAGACCUAUGUGACAUAUAUGAAGAGCGUCAUAGUGGUGAUCAUGGAAAUGGCCUGCUAGUAGAAUCGGGCAGUGCUUGGAGAAAGGUGAAUGUACAGCGUGUUUUGGAUGAAUCGACUAAAAAUCAUGUUAAAAUGCUGUCUGCGGAAGCUGAACGCAAGUCUAAAUCACGCAAAGCCAUCGUUUUAGACCAUGGAAAUCCAUCUACGAAGAGUCAAGUGAAGGCAAUGGCAGCUGUAGAAGGUAAUACAUGGAGAGCAGGUUUCAAGCAACCCCCUUUGAAGAAAAGGAAAGCUGAACCACCUCCAGUUCAUUCAUCUAGCAUGCUCACUCAACCAGAGAAUAAAACUGCUAGCACUGUCAAAGAAAUUCAUCCGAGCUAUGCGAUGCAAAAUACGCUAGGGUCCAAAAGGAGCGCAGACACCAAACCUUCUGAUCUGCGUAGCUUGUUGAUAUUUGCCCUAAUGGAAAACCAAUCAAAUGGGUUGAGCCUUAAGGCCUUGGAGAAAUCUGUUGGAAACGCUUUUCCCAACUCAGCAAGACAAAUUGAGCCAAUCCUUAAGAAGAUUGCAACCUUUCAGGCUCCAGGGAGAUAUUUUCUAAAACCAGAAGUGAAGAUGGAAAACAUCCAGACAGCUGUAGCUGAAAUUGGAAGUUCUCCUGAAGAGCGUCUUCACACACCACCUGCCCUCAACAAACAUGGUGAGUUAUCAGCUUCGCAGGCCGACUUUUCCAUGAUGAAUGAGGCCAAUGAAUUGGAACAGAAAGCACUGCUGGAUUCUAAAACUGAAGAACCGUGUAACCCAACAGAAGAAGUUGAUAUACUUGAGCAAUCACCAGACUUUUCUGGUGAGAAAAAGGCCUCCGACAACAGCUUAGGGGUAGCAGAAAGCUCUAGUGAUAGUGGAAGUGACAAUGAUAGCGAAAGUGAUAGCAGUGACAGUGGAAGUCAAAGCAGAAGCCCUCGGGGAAGUAGAAGUGUGAGCAGGAGUAGCAGUGACAGUGAAAGUGAUGCCUCUUCCGUCAACAGUAAGGAGGCAUCUGAUGUGGAAGUGGAUAUUAUGAGCGAUAAUGACCAAGAUGAAAAACAUCAAGUGCAAGCUCUUGAGCAUGGCUUGGCAAAAUCUCCCAUUCCAACUGGAGGAACUCAAGGUAUUGAGCCUGGUCAGUUUGGGAUUGAUGAAAAGGAUGAAUAUGUCCAUGUUAUUGAUAAUAUUGAUAUUAAUAAACACUUACAAGAUGGUUGUCAUGGCUUUGAAGAGAGCAAUAUCACUGAUAAUGUACCUGUGAAGGAAGGCAAAGAAGCAGAAGAGACUGGACUUUCAUCUGACCAACAUAAGAAUAUGGGGGGAAACCAAGUUCAAACAGCAACGUUUUAUAGUGAAAAGGAGGGCAUGCUUAAAAAGGGUACCAAGCCUGAGCAAUCUGGUAGUAUUUUUAGAGCACCUAAAACUAAGUCUGAAAGACUCUCUGAUGUGAAGCCGUUUGAUGAUAAACACGACCGAACUAAGAGGUUAAAAACUGGAAACAUAAACCAACACCAAAGUUCUGCUAGUAACCCUGUUUUUAAUGAGGGUGUUUCUCAACAUUCUUCUCCUGAUAGAGCCCUUGAGUUAUCUUCCAAGAGUGUUGGUGUGCUGGUGGCUAAUAGAAUGGGAAGAGAAAGUACUGAUUUUUCUUCACAGAAAGGUCACAGCCAGUCCUUUUCUGGAAACUCAUUUUCCGAUUCUCAGCACCCAGACUCGAGACAUGUUGAACUCAGUGGACUGGACAAAAUUUCGGCGGAAGCUGCAGAAAAAUCAGUUAAAUAUGGAAAUACAUUGAGCCGUAGUGCUAAGUAUUCCUCUGAAAGUAGAGUUUUAGUGAAUGAAGGUUUCUCUUCGCAGAGAGAGAAAUUGAACAAGGGUUCAGUUCAUGAAGAAGGGAGUUUUGAUGAACAAAGAACAAUGAAAGUUUCCAAGGAUAGUACAGAGGAUUGGCAUAAAAAAUCUAUUGAAUCCCAAUACAGAAAGCAUGAUAAUUCAGACCCGGGAUGUUCUCCAAAGGAAAAUAACACAAGCAAUGUUGGAAGAUCUUUAACGAGUGGGCAAAAUAAAAGACUUCAGAGAGAAGUUUCAGAUUUGGAGUUGGGUGAAUUUCGUGAUUUCACUCUAGAGGAUACACAUGCAAUGCAAAAACAUACCGAGAGGAGAAGUUCCGUCAAAGGAGAAAACAAACCAACAACUUCAGAUCACUGGAACUCAGACACAGGUAAAGGAAAGGGGGCUAAUAAGAUUAUUUCAGGAUCAAAAAAGACAUCUCCACGUCAUUCAUAUGUCGCAGGUGGUACUCCGGAUGGAAUACCUAAGAGGAAGUCCCUCGAACCUUACCCCCAGCAAAAAUCUCAGCAACAUCUGUCUCAACAAAAUCAUCUCAGAGUUGAUCAGAAUGGUGUUGGACACCUUAAUAAGGCAUUAGACGUGAGCAGUAAAAGCAGAAAGAAUGAAGUUGGAGGGACUCCAGAGACUUAUGGAGACAAUAAUCACAACAAAGUCUCUACAAGUGCAGCAAAACGACAUGAAGCAAAAUCGGGAGCUGUAUCUAUAUCUACUAGUGAAAGUAACAUCCAGAAAUCUAAUUUUGUUGCAGACCUAAAUGGUAGGCGAAAGGGUGGAUCUUUGACAGGUAAUAAUGAUGAUCAGAAGCGGAAGGAAUCUCCUUCAGACGAGAUUAGUUGUUCCUACUCCAAGUAUGAAAAGAAGGAGCCAGAGCUCAAGGGUCAGAUAAAGGAUUCCUCCCAGUACAAAGAGUAUGUGCAGGAGUAUCUGGAAAAGUAUGAGAGUUAUUGUUCGCUAAACAAAAUCUUAGAGUCGGACAGGAUUAAGUUCAGUAAAUUUGGAAAAGAGCUUGAGGCUUCUAAAGGAAGAGACAUGGAGAGAUACAAUGACGUAUUGAAACAAUUGAAAGAUUCUUAUCAUCAAUGUGGAGCAAGACAUAAACGACUGAAGAAAAUAUUUGUUGUGCUUCAUGAAGAACUGAAGCAUUUGAAACAGAUGAUGAGAGAGUUUGCUGCUUCAUAUGCGAAAAGUUGACUACCUGGUCUCUCUUUCCAGUUUUGCUUCUAUUUGAACUCUGCUUUGCCAUUUGGCAUCACCUGGAGCAGUUCCCUCUGAUGUUGUUGCAGUUGGACUUGAUGCUUUAAGGCCAUAUAACAAGUGACGGACUUCUCAGUGAGAAAAUCUGGUUGAUAUAUGGUAGUCCAUCUACAUGAUCUCUGCCAGCAUAUCUUUUGCUCCGAUAAGCAGUGACGAAAUGUGGUUUGGUUGACUGAUUUCGUGAUCUAUAUUUAGCAGUGUUCCGGGAGCAGUAUAUACAAGAAGGGGAUCGCUGGUAGUGGUGGUGUUGAGUACAACACAAAUAUAAAUUGGAUGUAAAUAUAAAAUAUAAAGCAUAGAAAUGGUUUGGUGAACUAGUGAGGCCUCAUUUUAUAGUUAUGAUCAUUAUUGGUUUAGUGUUAAUUAUUGUAGCACUUCAGGAUUGGUCAAAAUAACUCUGGUAUCUUGUAUUUUUAAAGGAAAGCUAAUCAUCUCAUGUAGUUUGGUCGAAUUAAUCAUUUUUUUUA